CGUCCCGUUGUGAGUAGAGUCUAAGGAGGCUUUAUAAACAGAAGACCCCAUGUGACCACUUGAAACUUGACUUCUUGAACAGUUUAAGUAUUCUAUUAGUCAUCGACGCAUUAUUCCCGCUUUUCAGAAUGUCUACAGAAAACUUCAGAAUGCCCACAGACAACUUUUCAGACUUGGAGCUGGAGCUAACUGAUCUGCUCCAGGAGUUCGCUGAUGUGGUUGAGGAGUUGAGAGAGCCUUCACAAAGCGUCCCGUACGCAUACGAGCGGCUCCUGUCUGAAGCCAAACGGCGCACCGGGCUAGGGGACUACGGCUCAGUGGUCAGCGACAGCGGCGUGGAGGACAAUAGUGACUGCAGCAGUGAGGUGUCUCUGGGUAACAGUUGGAACACCAGCGAAGAAGAGCUCCACACUGCAGGCAUAACAGUGACGCCCAAAGCCAGAAUGGGAGACACAGGAGACCUACAGAGAUUCAUCGACAGUUUGGACCGGGAACUAGCUGGUAUGUGAACGGAAAGAGACGGAGACGGAAAGAGACGGAGAG
This is a messenger RNA of Oncorhynchus tshawytscha (Chinook salmon), 543 nucleotides long. Its product is annotated as regulator of cell cycle RGCC-like. Gene Ontology annotation, biological process: regulation of cell cycle. The transcript is spliced from 5 exons. Bases 129 to 509 code for a protein of 126 amino acids. The record is from RefSeq and is a predicted model, not a curated record. NCBI's taxonomy places the organism in Eukaryota, Metazoa, Chordata, Actinopteri, Salmoniformes, Salmonidae.